UAGCCUUCUCCUCACUACCCCUGAGAGGGGACGGGGAAGGCGAGUGUUGACUCGCUGAAAGACAGGGGGGAUGUCAGAAUAUCAAGCUGUCCAGCGGGGCCCUCUGCGUCUGAAGGGGGGCAUCGGCGACGCGUCUGCGGGGAAACGAAAGAAGAAGAAAGACACAGAAAGAAGCAAGAUUGUGGACCAGAUUGUGAGCAGCAAGAAGCAGGAAGAAGAGGAGGAAAAGAAGCGGGCUCUGGACAAACGUACUCCAGCACAGUUGGCCUAUGAAAAGAUGCAGGAGAAGCGGCAAAUAGAACGAAUCUUGAAAAAAGCAUCCAAAACCCACAAGCAGAGAGUAGAGGAUUUUAAUAGACACUUGGAUACUUUGACAGAGCAUUAUGACAUCCCCAAAGUCAGCUGGACUAAAUGAGCAUCUUUUCCAUCAACAUUUCUUCUUACAGAAUCUUUUUUUGUUUCUGAAAUGAGCGCAGAGCGGUUUUGAGCUGGAACUCAUUUGGCAGAAUUGCUGUUUUCCUGUAACUUCCUAUUCUUGGUCAAGCUUUUGAUUUUAAAGAGAUACAUGUAUCUGUUCCUUGUCUUCAAGUAACUGGCGGUUAGCUGUUUAAGAUCUAUAUCAGUUAUUUCUGCUGUAUUAUUGCAUAUUUAAGAACUUAAAAGGACAAAUUAGUCCUUAGCUAAUUAUAGAUAAGAUCACACAAAUACAAAACACUUCGGUUUUAUGCAGAAUUCUGUUGCUGAAAGAACAGAAUGCUUGGGGUGGGAAAGUUAAUCUGUGUACCUGUUUUCUAACUUGAUUACUGCAGUGUAAAAGAAUACUACCAAUACAUGCAAAGGGAAUAAUUACAGCAGCCAAAACUUUCAUCCAGCGUACUUCCGUCAUUUCGAAACACCCCAACCUGAUGGCUUCACCAGCUUCUCCAGCUUCUCAGUAAACAGUCCCAAUACGUGAACAUUUACUAAGAAAUAUUGUAAAAGACAGAGAAUUCUAAUGAUUCCCAGUUUCAUCUAUUGGAAGGACUGCCAUAUUCCCCACACUGUGAUUUGCUUUUAAUCAUGAAAAUUUGCCUAAAUAGAAUUAUUAAGAACACA
This is a messenger RNA of Candoia aspera, 1095 nucleotides long. It is a transcript of the gene FAM32A, whose product is annotated as family with sequence similarity 32 member A. Gene Ontology annotation, cellular component: nucleolus. Bases 71 to 415 code for a protein of 114 amino acids. The record is from RefSeq and is a predicted model, not a curated record. Lineage: Eukaryota; Metazoa; Chordata; Lepidosauria; Squamata; Candoiidae. The transcript has 4 exons.